GCUGCUCCCAUUGGCUGCGGCGGCGCCAGGCGGAUGGAACGCUGGGGCCUGGGCGCACGCGCUGCUGCUGAGGUUCGCAGCGGGGCUCAGCAUGAGCGAGCUGCGGCAGCGCCUGGGCCGGGAGCCCGACGACAAGGUACCGGGGCGGGGCCUGGCGCCUCCCGCCUGCCCGCAGGAGUCUGAGUCGGAGAACAAGCUGGAUGGAGAGACCGCAUCAGACAGCGAAAGCAAAUCGGAGUUUGGAGGGUCAGCUCCAGUACCCACCUCUGAUGACACUCCUGAGGUCCUCAACCGGGCUCUCUCCAACCUGUCUUCAAGAUGGAAGAACUGGUGGGUGAGAGGCAUCCUCACUCUGGCAAUGAUUGCCUUCUUCUUCAUCAUCAUCUACCUGGGGCCCAUGGUUUUAAUGAUGAUUGUGAUGUGUGUGCAGAUCAAGUGUUUCCAUGAAAUCAUCACAAUUGGCUACAAUGUGUACCACUCAUAUGAUCUGCCCUGGUUCAGGACGCUUAGCUGGUAUUUUCUGCUCUGUGUCAACUACUUCUUCUAUGGUGAGACUGUCACAGAUUACUUCUUCACUUUGGUGCAGAGAGAGGAGCCCUUGAGAAUCCUUAGCAAAUAUCAUCGCUUCAUUUCCUUUGCCCUCUACCUAACAGGUUUUUGCAUGUUUGUUCUGAGCUUGGUGAAGAAGCACUAUCGUCUCCAGUUCUACAUGUUUGGUUGGACCCAUGUGACUUUGCUAAUUGUUGUUACCCAGUCACACCUCAUCAUUCACAACCUGUUUGAAGGAAUGAUCUGGUUCAUCGUCCCGAUUUCAUGUGUGAUCUGUAAUGACAUCAUGGCUUAUAUGUUUGGGUUUUUCUUUGGCCGCACCCCACUUAUCAAGCUUUCCCCAAAGAAGACCUGGGAGGGUUUUAUUGGAGGCUUCUUCGCCACAGUUCUGUUUGGACUGCUGCUGUCAUAUGUUAUGUCUGGCUACCGGUGCUUCACCUGCCCUGUGGAGUACAACAAUGACACCAACAGCUUCGCUGUGGAUUGUGAUCCAUCUGAGCUUUUCCAGCUGCAAGAAUACAACAUCCCCCUGGUGCUACAGUCAGUCUUGGGCUGGAAAACAGUCCGGAUGUAUCCCUUCCAGAUCCACAGCAUCGCCCUUUCCACCUUUGCCUCCCUCAUUGGGCCCUUUGGAGGAUUCUUUGCCAGUGGGUUUAAAAGAGCCUUCAAGAUAAAGGACUUUGCCAACACAAUUCCAGGGCAUGGUGGCAUCAUGGAUCGCUUUGACUGUCAGUACCUGAUGGCUACCUUUGUCAAUGUGUAUAUUGCAAGUUUUAUCAGGGGUCCUAAUCCCAGCAGGCUGAUCCAGCAGUUCUUAACCCUCCGGCCAGACCAGCAGCUCCACAUCUUCAACACGUUAAAGGCACAUCUGGUUGACAAAGGGAUGCUGGCCAAUUCAGAGGAUAUGUAGACAUCCUGGCGUUUGGAACAGGGCUGAGAAGAGGGCAAGCAAUCACUUCCCCAAGGAAAUCCCAGUUUGCCUGAUUCAAGACAGUAAUCACAAGGCCUCAUGUCACUGUAUUUUUUUCUUCCCUUGUAAAUGUUUGCAUUUGUGGGUUUCUGUUUUUUUAUAAUGCAUAUUUAUAUAUAUGACUUUGGUUCAAGUCAGCCAAUCAUCAUGUCUAGCUGGAAGGGCAUCGGGGUUGGGAGGGCUGUCCAGCAAAAAGCAUCUGACAAGGCACAAAGGUUCUUGUGGUCCUGUGCACCUGUUGUUCUGGACGUGUGUGGGCUGAGCUUGACUUUUGCACUCCCUCAGGGAGCCUGUUUAUGCUGGGAACAUGGGUAGGAGUUUUCUGCACUAAUGGAAGCUCCAGUAAAAGCAGAACAGCAGGCGCUGUUGCAUCUGUCUCUAACCCUGCUAAGCUGUGUCUAUACUAGGACAAUUGGGAGCCACACAACUCCGCCAGUGGUAUUUACAUAAUAUAAAGAGGGUGCUGUUCUUUGAUUUUUUUUUUUUUUUUUUUUCUUUUUCCCCAGCCCAUCUCUAACCCUCUUUGGCUAUGUAUAUGUUCAGAAAGCAGGGGACCUUUAACUCCCCACUGGUGGUAGUUGUUACUUGGAGUCUUAAUUUCUUCAGUAUAGCCUGUCUUGCACAAAACCUUCAUGGUGGUAGGGGAGUAGAAAGUUUGACCAAUCUGAAGGGAACUCCUGUGCUUAUCCAGCUUCAGGAUGUGUGUGUUGGCUAGCUACACAAGCCAACACACACAUCCACUUCAGCUUGCUCUCUUUGCAGGGUCUCCUGCAUUCUGCCACUCCAGCAAAUAUAUGGCCAAGACUGCUGAUUCCAAAUGUAACCAUAUAAACAGAAAGACAUGGUAUAUCUUUAUGUGAGGGGCGAGUACCAAGUGUUGCUGUGGGAGGUUUAAGUUGCAACUUAAAUCAGGAAUAUUUUUAUUUUUAAAAUACGUUAAAGUUGUUUUGUUAUUGAAGAAAUCCUACCGAACAAGCUUUGAAAUCAUGGAUUCGCUUCUCUUUUCAUGCCAAGCAUAUUUUUAAUACUGGGGCACAAAACCUUCCCUUAAGUAAGCAACUCCAUGCCCUGAGACUUUUGGCAUGUUGGGGAGCAGUUUCCAACCCAUGUGGCUUUUUCCAAGAGUGAAACUUGGGUGGAAGAGCACCCACCCAGCUGUGUUAUUUCACAGGUUGUUUUUUUAGAUUUUGUUCUAUUUCCCUUUCAGGGGCCAUGUCUGUCAAACGCCACUUGAGUUCUAGAUGUCGUGCUACUGAGGUUCACGGUCCGUGUUGCAUUGCAGUUUGGGUUUGGUCAGCUUGCAGGCUUUUUCUAGUUUUGUUCCAGUAAUUUUGUUCCAGUAUUUGUCUUCCUUACAUUUCACUUAGCAUUUGGGCACGGGUGGUUGUUUCCCAAGUAUGUGCCCUUUUAUUUCUUCCGAUGUGCCAUCAAUUAAAAAAAGGAAAGGGGAGGAAGCGCUAAGACCCCAGACAUUUCCACACUUGAUACUGUUUAUGUUCACUAUUGAUCUCAAGUGUUCACACAUUUUAAGCAUCUUCAUGCAUCUUAUCUUCCUAUGAUCUUUCUCCAUAGUUUGCAGCUGAGGCAGGCUAUGAUGUGCAACUCUAGCUGUUUGAGUCUGGGGAACAGUUGGCAGGGAAUGAAACAGAGAUGCUGUCACUGGUGUCUUCAGACAAACUCUUUGCUGUCUCUCACCUUCCACACAAAUGUGUAUUUCAUCUUGCUAAUCUCCCAACUGAAACAAAAACACCUGGAAUAAUGUUGUAUCCUGUCAUUCUGUUCUGAUGCUAACAUUAUUUACACGUGCCACUAGUGUGCAUUUUUAUCUGUAGCAAACUCUGCCACUUCCUCACGUAGAGAAACUACAGAGGGCAGAGAUGCAUUUGUAGCAUUGAAUACGCAAGGAACGGAUGGGGGAAAAAAUGGUGUUUUUCCCAGGGUGGGAAGAAGGCAAGGUACAGCCGAAGUGAGAUGCAAUUGAAGUCUGGUUCUGCCAGGUGCUGCGUACCCACAGCUUCCAUCAAGGGUGCUGAGCCUCAGCUAUUAAGGGUGCUGAGAGGGUUUAGCUCUGCUGCUGUGGUCUAAAGUUAAUACAGUAUGUAGGUAUGUGCUUCAAGUGCUCUUGUGAAUGGGGGCUUAGCCUGAGUCUGUCCACUGAAGUCGGUGAUAACCUUUCCAUUCAGCCCCUGCCUUGAUUUCAGGAAAUAUCAGGAGGUUGUUUAAUAUUAAAGUAAAGCAAUCUUGCCGCUCUUCGUGGUGGUGUUAGGGGAUAUUCACUUGAUGAAAGCACCUUGAUAGAUUGCAGUUUUCAUUACUUGCAAAUGAGUGAAAAUAUGGAAAGUGGCUGAGCUGGCACAGCUUCCUGGAGACUAAAACAGAGCUCAUGCCAUGGUAAAACAAGCUGACGCUGCCCUGCAUCCUACCUACCCUGUACCAAUAUCUGUCCAGCACCAUGCACACUGAGCUUUUGGGAGCAGAUGAGCUGAAGCACAUAUCAAAUAAGCUUGCCAUACUAUGUUAAACCUGAUUACAGCGUAUUGAUUUGUAGAAAGAACCACUUCACUUGCUUUUCAUCUGAGAUUUGAAUUGCUGUCCCCUUCAUUUGUUCUCUCCCCCCACCCCCUCAUCCCCAUAAUCCCCAGUUAUAAUGAGCAGAACUGAAAAAAAAAUCUGGGACGUAUGUAUGGUUUUAAACAAUAGGAUUUGUUUGGGCGAUUUCUGUUAAAUGUUGCCAUUCUGGCAGUGGCCACUGGAGGGCAUAACAGCUUCUUGGGUGCCUGCCUGUUGAUCUGACUGUACAAACUGGUUUGAUUAAAAAUGUGCAUGGAUUUCUCAAGUUCUCAGUGCAGGUUUUCAAAGUUCAGUCUUCUGCUGUUCCACAGCUUCAAAGUGAAUUAAGUAGAGACCCAAGGGGAGUUGUGUGUGUAUAGGUGCUGAUAAGGUUUUCGUGUUCUGACUUUAAGAGUGGUUGUCCUUACAUAGACAAAGUGCAACAGGGCUGACAAUUAGUGGACAGAAACUUAAAAUCUGAGGGACCGUGAGGAAAUUGGAUUGUGUGUGCGCUCUAUGGCCAGUCUUCCUGAGCAGGACUAGGAGGGUAGAGAUCUGUCUGCAUAGCUCCAGUGAGCCAUGGAGUCAUGUUGACUGCAGGGUUCUGGGAUGGAGCUAUAGGGAAGGCCCACUCUCUCAAAUAUGCCGCAUAGUUCUCCGUUUGGAUUAGACUCAAAAUAUUUCCCACCAAAGGAGGUCUGCUUCUGCCCAGUGCCUGAAAUGCAGCGUAGUGAAUAUGUUUGAUAUUCUUGACAAGUCCUAAGCAAUGUUCUGCUCUUUCAAUGUCAAGCUGGUAUCCUGUCCAACAGGGGAAGACCCCAAUUGAGAGGCCACUUUUGGAGGACUUGGAGCUAAGUGAAAUGGCUAAGAUGAGAUGGGAGGUAACAAUUACUAUAGGCGCUGCUGUUUAAAAACCUGAGACUGAUCAGUGUCCUUUUUUACUACGUAACCAAAAACAUAGCUACAUGCCAACUAAAGUGUGUGAAUUUUGAACACUUGCAUGCGCAGAAAAAGUCUAAGCACUUCAGACUCCAGCAGCUUUAAUGUCUCUGCCUUAUACAAUAUUGUGCAGGCAACCAGUUCCUUCCUGAUAAUUUUUUUUCAACCCUGCAAGGAAAGUUUGUUCCUAAUGGAAGCUUCCCCAGACUUCAGGGAGAGAAUGAGUUUCUGGAAGGGUUUUUUAUGGAGCUGGUGCUAGCGACAGGCAAUAGCGGCAAUGGAGCAACAUUGGCAAAAGUUCAUGUCAAAGUUUCCCUUCUCUUCUCCCACAAAAGUCAAGACCUCUUGAUUGUUCCUAUGCUCUGCUCACUGCUGGGAGGCCCCUGUUCAGUUAGAAGGAAGUUCCCUAUGCUUGCUGUAUAGCAAGAGAGAAACCAGCUGUGAAUGCUGGAGAUCAGAUGACUGAGAAUUAUUCAGCAGGUCCCUGGGUUGCUUGGGCUGGGUAGAAAAUGCCUUUCCUUAUUCUUUUGGAGGACUCUGAGCUGACAAGGGGUGGAGUUCCCUAGCUGUCUCUGUUGUGGUUGGCUUUUGAAGCCACGUGCUAGCAAGGCCAAAUGAAAACAUCAGAAUGGCUCAAAGGAGUCUCUAGACUGUUUGAAUAAACAAGAAAAGAGGCAAUGGAGUGUCUGAUCCUGCAACUGGGUUUUGUGUUGGCAGAGUGAUUCAACCUGCUGUACUUCUCCCAGCUAGCUUGAAUGUGUCUGAGGAGAGAGGUGUCUCAAUAGACUGCCUUCCUAAAGUAGCCUCCUUGGCCCUUAGUAAAGCAAGAAGCAGUCCUGCAGGUAGGAUGUUGUGAGCUUGGCCAUCAGCUUGGAAAUGAACAACAAGGCAGCUGCUGGCACGUACUGGUUUGCUGGAAGGACUGGGUAAGGAAGGUCAACUCAUCAGAGUGCAUGUUCAUGAGCUCAGCAGCCUGGUUGCACAUCCUCCAAGAGCUUCCUUAAUUCAUGAGUGUAAGCUCAGUGAAAACUGAAGUGGGCAAUUACUGUUCAAAGCAAAGGGAGUUUCCUUUGUAUCCAGUAUCUUGGGGAAUGUACCAGACACUAGUACCCAGGUCUUAACAGCCCUUUGUUUCCUAAAUCAGAUUAGCCCCUAAUAAAAACCACUAGCACAGAGCAUUUGUUAUGGGGGUGCUUGGCCAGGAGUCCUUGCAAAUAAGCAAGCUGUCUAGCCGUCCAUUCGGAUUUCUCAGUUGCACUUCUGCAAAGUGGGUUAAAUCCUGUUACCCAGGAUCUAAGAUGUGAGAUGCCUGCUCACAUCUUGGCUUUAGCCCAGAGUCUAGAUUGUGUGGGUAUUUGAAGAUCCUAUUAAGCCAGGGAAGGAAGAGCUGACUUAGAUUUUGAAGGACUCUGAACGGAAGAGUCUGUGUGCUGACUCAGGCUUUGUUAGCAGGGGACCAGGUUGGGUGGUCUGCUGCACUGGAAUUCACUGGUGGCGGUUUCUUUUCUUCUUAGUCUGUUUUGGGGAUCAACGAGUUUGGGCACUAUAAUCGGUCAGUUGGAAGAAAGGCUUGACAGCUGAGAUGCUUCAGACUGAUGUCACUUUCCAAAGACUCCCACCAAGUCCAAAGGUAGACAGAUAGCCUGCCCCUAGUGCUUUGUGACGGAGGCUUCUCCAGAUAUGUAUAUAAUGGGACUUUUUUUUCUUAAAUUAAAAGAAUGAAUCAAUUGGAAACAUAACAGCACAGCCUCAGUCAACGGUAGCAUUGUUUACACUGCCUGAAAUGCUGAUGGGAUCCAAAUGCCUGCAGACAGGUGGACUGUGGUCCUGAGAUGCCAUGUGCUGGCUCCCAGACUCUCCAAAAGCCUCAACCUGGGCCUGGUACUUCCUUCUGGAAACUGGCUACUGGGAGCUCAGUGGCAGCCUAAGCUGGGUUGUAAACAAGGCACUAUUUGAACAGCUGAAAGUCAGGAGUUUGCGGUGCCCAGCACAAGGGCAUACUGAGGCCAAGGUUAUGCUUGAUGUGCUCAUGCUGAGUUAUAUAUGUAGUAGCAAGUGUUCCCACGGAUUUUACUGUCUGCCUUUGGUACAAGUUUAUUAAAAGGUCUUUAGCUCCUACAGUUGACUUCCAUUGGAUUGAUUAAAAGGGGAAUUGUUGCCAUUAAUGUCAGUGGGAAUAGAAGGAAGGGAGGAAAAAUCCUAGAGCCCUGCCUCCACCCAAUUCAUUCCUUAUUCCUGUCUCUGGAAAGAGAUGAUUUCUUGCAGAUUUAGCUGAGUCUCCUUGUUUGACGUGCACUCAGCUCCAGGAGUGCCAAUGCUAGCAGGUUCAAUGCAUUUGAGGAGGAAGACUUCACCCAUCUUGCCACAAGAAUCCCUUCUCUUCCCAAUAGUUCUGUACAAUUGGAGAAUAGAUUUCACCAUGCCAAAACCUCCAGAGCUGCUGGUUUGGGGGUGUUUGCCCUUUCUUAAAAAACAUGGGGUCAGCAUGCGUCUGUCAGUGAUAUCUCAUGUACCUCCUGCCAUCUGUAGCCAACCCCAGAGUUUCACUUCGUACUACUGUGAUCUUCCUGAGAGUUACCAUUCUCUGGAUCUGAUGUGUUCUCAGCCAUUAUCUGCUUAUUUCUCUGUGCAUUGUUUUUUGAUCCAUGUUUUAGCAAUACACGUAGCCUUGCCUUUCUUUGACUGAAUGUCAGAAUGUGAUAUAUUGUAUAUUUUAAAGUAUUUACCCUAUUUAUAUACUGUAUGUUACUGUUAAAAUAAAUAUAAAUUCCAUUA
Molecule: messenger RNA, 7783 nt
Organism: Alligator mississippiensis (American alligator)
Lineage: Eukaryota; Metazoa; Chordata; Crocodylia; Alligatoridae
Gene: CDS2
Product: CDP-diacylglycerol synthase 2
Exons: 13
Coding region: 92-1459 (455 amino acids)
Cellular component (GO): endoplasmic reticulum membrane
Molecular function (GO): phosphatidate cytidylyltransferase activity
Source: RefSeq, a predicted model, not a curated record